Messenger RNA from Trichoderma harzianum CBS 226.95, 3989 nucleotides. RefSeq lists its product as hypothetical. Gene Ontology annotation, molecular function: protein binding. Bases 99 to 3803 code for a protein of 1234 amino acids. NCBI's taxonomy places the organism in Eukaryota, Fungi, Ascomycota, Sordariomycetes, Hypocreales, Hypocreaceae. The record is from RefSeq and is a predicted model, not a curated record. The transcript is spliced from 8 exons.
GACCUGCCUCUUACGACUCCAUAUGAUCGAUAUCAAUCAUCGCGGCGGUCGACCUGGUCUGCACACAAUCGCGCCGACCACAUCACUUGUCUGCCAUCAUGGAGACCCGUGAAGAUGAUCAGCCAGCUCCCAUCAAGUUUGGGGACUUUGAAGGCUACAGUCGAGAUGGCCUCACCUUGACCACUAUUAAGGAUUCUACACAACAGGAGUCUGACACAGACAAGUCUCCAGAUAUCGACGUUGUCCAUGUUAUGGUGAUUGGUCAAGAUGAUGACCGGCUUAAGCUCGAAACUCUUCUUCUAGAGUCAGUGGCUUCUAGACGAAGAGAAUUUGUUUUCAAGUGCCAUAUAACGAAAUUACUGGCUGGCGAAUUCACGAGCCAAUGUAUUGAUGGCCUUGCCCGACAAUUGCUGCAAAGUCUCGUAUUUUUCCAGCAAGAAACUGAACAGCCAUCAAGAAGAGCGUUGGUGUUUGUUGCCUACGAUUUGGGAGAUUUAAUCGUCAAAAAGGCCAUCUGCAUUGCCAGCGCAAAUGAGCAAGAAUGGCCAGGAAUUUUUACGAGCGCCGCUCAGUUUAUAUUUGCAGGCGGCUUCCAAAGAGCAAAUGACUCCCAAUUGCUCUAUUCCAAAGUAUUCGACUUCCUCAUGUCUCGAAAGAACACCUCAUGGGAACGAGUUUUGACACCUGAAUCAAUCAGUAGUCUUACAAAGUGCACAGUGGAAAUUACUGAAGCUUUCAUCGCUUCCAAAAUCACGCUUCGAAGCCAGGUUAUCAGUCUUUAUGGAAAUGUGGAAGGGCAAGAGGAGAAGAUAUCAUAUAUAUUUGAUCACGGCACCGCGACAAUGGGGGUGCCAAACGAGAUAAUAAUUCGAGAAGAAAAGCAGAAAGACAAAGAGCCGUUUCCGGUUUUGCGCGACAUAGUUUGUUCUAACAUCAAAUCCUGGCUCCCUCACGAGUCUUGGAUACCCUUUCAGCAAUCCCUUUUGGCAGUAACUUCGGCACAUCGUCCCUUGUCAUCAACAUCUCUUGACGAAUCACACCCAGUGUUUAAGAGCGCUGAACAUGAAACAUGGAUGGCAUCUGCUGGUGCACGCAUAUUAUAUGUCUCUGGCGACGACCAUAACGCGGUAACGGAAGCUGCUGAACAGGUAUUCCUCGACUGGAGGCGCAAACAGAGAAAGAGUCGGAAGGAAGGGGUCGUAUUUUUACCCAUCUCAUUUGUUUUCUCUGCCCGUGACCCAACACGCUGCUCAAUGAAGGACAUGAUCAGCUUGCUCUUGGUUUCAUAUCUUUCUGGUAUUGCAAUUGCGACAGGCGACCCAUUGCCUGGAGCCAUAAGAGAUCAGUUGGUGCUUCAACACGCAUGGACGGAGACGGAUCUCUUCAAGCUUUUGGCAAUAUUUUCUCGCGAGUUUAUGGGCUUUAAUUUGGUCCUUCUGCUCCAGGAUAUCGAUGAAUGCGACAAGCACAGUCGAGAUACAUUCUGGGAUGUGCUGAGCGCCUUCGCGACCAGGAGUGAAACGCGAUUCAAGGUAGUGAUUACAUGCAGAAAAUCCCUUGAUCUUCAUGAUGAACUACGCCAUUGGGCAGAUAUCCCGGUAGAUACAUGGAUCGUCCCGGAUAAUAAGGAUGAGUCGAACGAGGAUGCUGCAGAUGAGUACCCUGACGGCCUGGUUUCUACCUUUUGUCCCAGCGGUCACGGCGAGACUGAAAUUAAGCCGAAGCUUGAAGAGUUGAAGCCUAUGAAGAAAGAAAACCGAGACACGGUUCUAAACCUGAUAGGGGAAAUUACUAACUGGCCCCAAGAGCUAUCGACAAAAGCUUUGCACGACUUCUCUUCUCACCUCCAGGCCGUUACCUUGGCUUCUACACCAGCGGAUAUUUUGAGAAAAGCCCUACGAGACGUUGCUGAUCAGGAGGGCCUCAGCUGGAUUUUGAAAUGGCUCUUUAAGGGGCAACGGCCCCUAAGCUACCAUGAACUGGCAAUGAUGCUGUACCACCAUAAACGUGGAGAAGCUCAGAGUUUCCAAGCACCUUCUCCUAUGGAGCUGGACGACUUUCUAUCACAAAUUCGGCUAUGGCUUCGCGGAAUCGCAGAGUCUGUUAGCGGGCAGGUCCAUAUCAAGGAAGAAUUACGGGAUUACCUGCAGAAUGAGUUGAGUAGCAUUUGGGCAGAAUCAACAUCACCUGACGCCAUCACGACAUUUUUACUCAAUUACUUGACUGCACCCAAUAUUCAGCAACGGCUAGAAUCCAUUAACAAAGAGUAUCAGUCUCGAGUUGAGUCUUCUGGUGAAGCCAUUACGCCGCCGCUUGUCUCGGAUGGACAAGACAUUAUAUUCUACGCUAUUCAGGCUCUCCCUCAUCAUAUAUCCGAUAAUCCCGUCGUCUUAAAAAGUAUCAAAGAUGAAUUAUUGGCUAGUGAUGGCAAAUUGGCAACAUGGUCAAAGGCAUACUGGGCUAUGAGCAAUCCAUUCUCCCGUCCCGAAUCUGGAGCGUUAAAUUCGCCAUGCGAAACCCUUCUUGCGCUGGGAGAUCUGAAACCGGAAGCUGUCACCAUUCUCAAGGAGAUGCUCUCAUCUACAACUGUUAGCCGCGAGAAUAAUACCUCACCGAAAUCACCAGAUUUAGAGUCUCUAUCCAAGGCGAUUAGAGAGGCAAACGAGGAUGUGGCAGUGUCUAUCGCAGAGGAGCUGAUUUCUGCAUCCAAAAGACAAGAUCAAGACUACGAACAUGUUGCUACUACAAAAUAUAGCUCAAAAAUACUCUGGCCGUUGUGGUUCCUAUGGAGAGCGGUAUAUCUUAACAUGGUCCGAUUAGUUACGUUGCUUGUAAACGACGGCAUGGACCUAGAUCCAACAGAUGGAGGUCCCGAGUUCUUUCCAUCUCCGCUCUACAUGGCCUCCCGUCUAUGCCACGACCAAAUAAUUGACGUACUUAUAGAGCACGGAGCUAAUCUCCAUGUGAAGAGACUGGACAAAUACAAGCCGGUACAAACUGCUACUUCCAAUGGCAGUAUGCAUGGCGUCAAACUUAUGAUAGCCAAAGAUGCCUCGCUUUUGGAGAGUCAGGAACCGGAAACACCACUCUAUUUCGCGGCCCUCGAGGGUGGCUGGGCCAUGGCAAAGAUGCUAUUGGAUCUUGGAGCCGAUCCAAACUCAGGAUUAGGGGAGAGACCGAACUAUAGAUGGGCUCCUCUUGUCGUUGCAGUAGAGGGGAACCAUCUUAAGACAGUGAAGAUUCUACUCGAAAACAAAGCAGAUCCUAACAUUUGCGGACCAAACAAUCUGGACACUCCACUCUGGUUUGCAGCUAUCAAGGCAGCAAGUGCGGACAUGGUUCGCCUCCUCCUCGAUCACGACGCAGAUCCCAAUCACGAGCUGCUAGAUCCGCCGUUACCUAUAGAAUUGAUAAGAUCGUCGGUAUCUGUCAAGGAUAAGCUUGCUAUAUUCGAAGUUCUCGUCAAAAAUUCGCCCCCAGUUCGGAUCAAUGCAACCGACUCAGAGAAUAUGACACCGCUCCUCUACGCCGCGGAGGCGGGAGAGUUGUCUCUCGUGACAUGGCUUCUAGAGCACGAGGCAGAUGUCAACGCCACAGACAAUCUUGGUCGCAAAUUUGCGUGUAGAGGUAGUCCGCGAGCUGCUGAACUGGAAGCCCCAGCUGAACAACUUGACCACAAGCGGACAGCCGCUUGUCGAAAUCGCAAUAGAGGACUACGAGAUUAUGCGAAUGCUGCUAGAUGCUGGUAUCGACAUGGAGCAGCCAAACUACAACAAUCACACAGUCCUCAACAUCGCCGUUGAUUGGAAGAAGAGGGACGUUGUGAGGCUCUUGGUUGAGAGAAAGGCAAACAUGUACCACUGCGGCAACGGCGGCUGGAAUGCAAUUACGAUUUCAACCUGGAGUACUGCAGACCCCCAGAUUCUGCGGACUUUGGCAGAUGGUGGUGCAAAUCUUGGUGUGGUUCAUCCGGAGACUGGAAACACUCC